GCGCCCAGGGAAGGCAUGACGAGCGGGUUUCCAGUAAAAACUAAACAGAAAGCUGUGAUAGUGAACAAGCAGAAGACUGACAUCCUAUGUAGCCAUUUUGCAGACAAACUAUUUGUGAUUGUCACACAGUUUAGCAAAGUAGGAAACUUGAUUGAACUGACAAGAGAUGUUGCUGUUGAUGAUGACUUUACCCCUACCAGACCUUCAUAUUCCACAAAGGUGCUGAUGGGACGAGACGAACCUUUGAUGCAUGUGCUGGCAAAGAAUGUGCUUGGUAAGCUGGACAUUAAGAAGCCUGUGUUGUUAGCUCUAGCUCUGAAGGAUGAGUCCCCACAAACUGUAGCCUUACUUAGUGAGGAAAUCAAAGGAAUGAUGUAGUCACAAAACCUAGGACUGAGUCAUACUGAAAAUGAACAAGGUCAGGGUUCUUCCAUGUGAACGAUCGAAGAAAUGGUUUGAUGAGACAAGGCUAGUAUCCUAUAUGAGACAAUGGCUGCCAUUGUACUAAUGAUGUCGUCAGUUGUAAGGAGAGGUUGUCAUGAAACCAUGAAUCAAGCCCUGGCUUCUUUUUCAAGAUAUUGAUACCUUCCAGGUAAAAAAGAAACAAACAUCAUGCUAAGUAAAUAUAGACAUUAAUGCUGGUCAUUAAUGGUGAGGACGGCCAUGGAAGCAGGUACAUCUCAGAUGAAAUGUUCCUCUUGUCGACAGAAGUUCUUCAAAUUAUGCGAAUGCGUUUGAGACUUUUAAGUUGUGCUGUUCUUUUAACUGAACAACACAUUGUGUAGUUAUGAAGAAGACUUCAGUUUGGAAAUGUUCUGUCAUUUUAGGUGAUAAGAAUUUGGAUAACAUAUGUGAAAUUAAUGUUCAUUUUUCUUAUUUUUUUUUUAUAUUAAAAAAAGAUCAAACAAGA
Ylistrum balloti is the source of this 910-nucleotide messenger RNA. Its product is annotated as proteasome assembly chaperone 3-like. Gene Ontology annotation, biological process: proteasome assembly. The transcript is spliced from 4 exons. The record is from RefSeq and is a predicted model, not a curated record. The coding region runs from base 16 to 378 and encodes 120 amino acids. Lineage: Eukaryota; Metazoa; Mollusca; Bivalvia; Pectinida; Pectinidae.